This is a messenger RNA of Lotus japonicus, 777 nucleotides long. RefSeq lists its product as uncharacterized. The transcript has a single exon. The coding region runs from base 106 to 549 and encodes 147 amino acids. The record is from RefSeq and is a predicted model, not a curated record. Lineage: Eukaryota; Viridiplantae; Streptophyta; Magnoliopsida; Fabales; Fabaceae.
ACACCCUUGUUUUUCAUUGUCAGAACACAUAAUACACUCAGCAUCACAAUCCUAUUAUUAUUCCUUGAGAAGAAGAACAAGAAAAACAAACAGAGAAGCAGAAAAAUGAAGCCCAUUGACGACAAGCAAGAGACGGUGACAAUCAGAGCAGUGAGCCACGACGAGGAAGGGAAGAAGUGGGUGGAGAAGACGGAGCUCAGCACGCACAACAUAGACACCGUCAAGUACAUCGAGAAGAAGCUCAUCAACAAGGGUGUUCACCGCAUGGACCGCCACCCUGUCGACCGCGUUGGAAUCAGCAGGCCACCGCCUAAGUCUGGCCACGGUGGCAAGUUCACCUGGGAAGGCCCUGCCAGUGAGGUUGAUAACGAGAUGAUGGGGGCGCCAGCGGCGAUGGACGAAGGGGACCCGAACUAUGUGGAUGAGGAGAACGAGGGGGGAGAAGCGGCGGCGGAGUUGGUGGUUGGAGAGGUUGAAGCGGCCAAGGUUGUGGAGGGGCGGCAAGGUGUUGCAAGGGUUGAUGUUGAUCCACGCCUGCAAGUUAACUAACUCUGGUCGUGAAUUUGUUUCAUAUGUUUUGUGUGUUAAUUUUGUUGAAUAGUAUAAUAAAAAUUUAGGUUUUGAUGGACUUAAAUAAACAAAAAGGUUCGGUGAACCACAUACUUUGUGACCGCUUAAGAUUGCUACAAAAAGUUAAAAAAAAAAAGAUUGCUACAAAAUGUACUUUUUUUUUAAACUUUUAUGGCAGUUUUAUAUCUUAAUUAAACUAAUAUAAAA